AUGCUCUGUUUGGGCUGGGUGUUUCUUUGCUUUGUUGCAGGAGAGCAGACCACAGGAUUUGAUCAUUCAGCUUGUGCCACCAAAAGACUUCUUUGGACAUAUCCUGUGGAGGGUGCAGAGGAUUUUGUCCUAUUUUGUGAUUUACCAGAGCCUCCGAAGUCACAAUUCUCCAAUAUAAGUCAACUGUCAUCAGCACAAGGCUCUGCCCACAUACCUUGCAGCGGUAAUCAGAACCUAUCUGAUGUCCAGUGGUUCAUGCAACCUCCGAGUGGAGGUCCAUUAGAGGAGAUCGGCAGAAACUCUCUUUACAUGCAGACCAAAGGCAUGCUGCAUAUAUUGACCCCGCAGAUGAACAAUGUUGGGUCAUAUAUCUGUAGACCCAGGAUUAGGAGUCCUCAGGAUAUGGCUUGUUGUGUCAAGACCAUCUUAGAACUUAAGCCUCCGAGAAAUGUAUCCUGUGGGAAGCCAGUAGAGCACAAGCAAUACCUAUUUCUUGGAAGCACGGGCUCCAUUUAUUGCCCCAGUCUCAGCUGCCAAAGUGAUGCACAGAGUCCAGAGAUGACCUGGUACCGGGAUGGAAGACUCCUGCCUGAGUAUAAGAACAGCAUCAUUCAGUUGGGUGCCAUUUAUGACUCUUACCAGGGCUUGUAUGUGUGUGAUUACACUCAGUCGGAUAAUGUGAGCUCCUGGACAGUCCGAGCUGUGGUUCAAGUGAGAACCAUUGUUAAAGACAUCAAUCUGAAACCAGACAUUCUGGAUCCCAUCACAGACACUCUGGAAGUAGAGCUUGGAAAGUCUUUGACUCUACCCUGCAAAGUCCAAUUUGGCUUCCAAAGAGACUUCCAGCCUGUAGUAAAGUGGUAUGUCAAAGAAUCUACUCAGGAGUGGGAAUUCAACGUAUUUGAGGAGAAAAGUAUUCAGUCUAACUACAAGAAUGAAAUCAUCGAGCACACUAUCUUCCUGAGAGAAGUCACUCAAAGAGACCUUAGCAGAAAGUUUAUUUGCUUUGCCCAGAACUCCAUUGGGAACACAACUCGGACCAUCCAGCUGAAGAAGAAGGAAGGGGUGGUGUUUGUCUACAUCCUCCUUGGCACAGCCAUGAUGCUGGCGGGCAUUCUGGUAGCAGCGGCCUUUCUCUAUUGGUACUGGAUUGAAAUCGUCCUACUGUGCCGAGCCUACAAGAGCAAGGAUGAGACUCUGAGGGACAAGAAGGAGUUUAAUGCCUUUAUAUCUUAUGCAAACCGGAGCUCUCCCGAGAGCGAAGCUGCCGGAUCACUGAGUGAGGAACACUUGGCCUUGAAUCUUUUCCCGGAAGUGCUAGAAAACAAAUACGGAUACACCUUGUGUUUGCUUGAAAGGGAUGUGACUCCGGGAGGAGUGUAUGCAGACGACAUUGUGAACAUCAUUAAGAAAAGCCGAAGAGGAAUAUUUAUCCUGAGUCCCAGCUAUGUCAACGGACCCUGUGUCUUUGAACUACAAGCAGCAGUGAACCUUGCCUUGGUUGAUCAGACACUGAAGUUAAUUUUAAUUAAGUUCUGUUCCUUCCAAGUGCCAGAAUCUCUACCGUAUCUAGUCAAAAAGGCUCUCCGGGUUCUUCCCACCGUCACAUGGAGAGGCUUGAAAUCUGUCCAACCCAGUUCCAGGUUCUGGACUCAGAUAUGUUACCACAUGCCCGUGAAGAACUCCAAUAGGUUUAUGUACAAUCGACUCAGAAUUAUCCCAAGGGGGUUUUCCCCUGAACAGGACCUGGCAAGAGAGAAACCACCCAGAGGGGUACCUGGCUCAGGGAACAGCCAUGGAGCCAGGAACCUCCUCCUCUCCAGCCACCAGAAGAGGUGCUGAUGGGCAGAACCUGCUGUAUGGAUCAGGCUGGUAGAAAACUGAGAUGUCCUUCUCUCAGUAUCAAACAAGCUUGACAGGCGGUAGAAUGAAGCCAUGGCCAUGGU
Molecule: messenger RNA, 1946 nt
Organism: Cricetulus griseus (Chinese hamster)
Lineage: Eukaryota; Metazoa; Chordata; Mammalia; Rodentia; Cricetidae
Source: RefSeq, a predicted model, not a curated record